This is a messenger RNA of Prunus armeniaca (apricot), 192 nucleotides long. Lineage: Eukaryota; Viridiplantae; Streptophyta; Magnoliopsida; Rosales; Rosaceae. The record is from the annotation of a GenBank genome assembly.
AUGAAAGUCAGAUGUGGGACUCUGAGUGAAGGUAUGAAAGAAAAGUGUUGGAUGAUGGAGACGAGGAGCUUGGAGUGUAGCUAUAGCGAUCAACAGUUACCUAAGAGCAAGUCCACCCCAAAAGGCAAAGGCAUGGCAGGGGCUGCCACUAUUGGCAGCCUUACAUUUUUUGGUUCCACACCAAAAGGUUAG